CGCGCCAUGUCGUCUCCCUCCUCUUCCUACCGGAGCAUCGGGUCUGCUUUUUCCUCUGUGCUCUCCACUUUCUCAGCCAUUGUUCCAUCCCCUCUCAUUUCACUUCGAAAUUCAUCACAAGACUCCUUCAACUUCCUCGAAUUUCAAUUCGCACCCCUUUAUACUUUCAACUUCCCACUCAAAUCCCACUCCUAUAGUCUCAUUUUCACUGAACUCUCUCUAAUCAAAGCGUUUCAACGUAAAUUUUCCUAAAUUCAGCCUGUUGAGCUUCUUUUCUCUCUUUUGGAAUCUGGGUUUUGUAAAUUUACAAAACCCCAUUUAGAUUUCACGACUUUAGCAGCUAGUAAUUCGUCUCAGAAAUGGCUGAAAGCGUUUUGUGUUCUUCCCAAGCUAUCUUUAUCAGCUUGAUUACCGUCAUCACUCUUAGCAUUUGUGUGGAAGUUAAUGCCGAUACUGAUUUUUCGAUCGUCAGUUAUGAUGGCGAUCUCUUUAAUGGAGAUUAUUCGCCUCCUUCGCCUCCUCCGCCGGCCCCGUUCCCUCAUCCUCCAUCACUUUCGUGCGAGGAUGAUCUCAAGGGAACCGGGUCGCUCAACACCAUAUGCGAGCUCAAUUCCAGCUUGAGUUUCACUGAUGAUGUGUAUAUUGAAGGAAGCGGGAGUUUGUACAUUCUCCCCGGUGUGAGUUUAAGUUGUUCAGUACUGGGCUGCACGAUACAGAUAAAUAUGAGCCGGGAAUUUACUCUAGGUCGUAACUCGCUGAUAGUUGCGGGAACUUUAAGGGUUGAUGCUCGAAACGUUAGCUUGUUUGAUGGCUCUGUGAUUAAUGUGACGGCGUUGGCCGGAAAACCUCCAACGCAGACCAGUGGGACUCCGUCGGGUUUUCAGGGGGCUGGUGGCGGCCACGGCGGCAGAGGAGCGAGCUGUGUGUCGGAUAAUACGAAACUGCCAGAUGAUGUUUGGGGUGGGGACACGUACUCGUGGUCUUCGUUGGAUGAACCAUGGAGUUUUGGUAGUAAAGGGGGAACGACUAUUAAAGAAGAAAGUUAUGGGGGGGAAGGGGGUGGGAGGAUUUGGCUUGAAAUUAAAGGUCCAAUUGAAGUUAGUGGUGGGCUUUAUGCGGAUGGAGGUGAUGGCGGUAUGAAGGGCGGCGGCGGUUCUGGUGGCAGCAUUUACAUCAAUGCCCGCAGAAUGACUGGAAGUGGCAGGUUAAGUACAAUUGGUGGUAAUGGAUUUGCUGGAGGUGGAGGUGGAAGAAUUUCCAUCAAUGUUUUUAGCCGGCAUGACAAUACAGAAUUCUUUGCUCACGGAGGGAGGAGUUAUGGCUGUCCUGAAAAUGCGGGUGCUGCAGGAACAUAUUAUGAUGCCGUGCCACGAAGCCUUAUUGUCAGCAAUGGCAACCUAUCUACUCAAACGGACACACUUCUUUUAACAUUUCCAAAGCAGCCACUUUGGACAAAUGUGUAUAUUCAAAACCAUGCUAAGGCGUUGGUUCCUUUGUUUUGGAGCCGUGUACAGGUUCAAGGACAAAUUCAUUUAUCAGUUGGUGCAGUCCUUUCCUUUGGGCUUGCUCAUUAUGCUUCAUCAGAGUUUGAGUUAAUUGCAGAAGAGCUUCUUAUGAGUAAUUCUGUUGUUAAGAUAUUUGGGGCCCUUCGCAUGUUUGUGAAAAUGCAUUUAAUGUGGGAUUCCAAGAUGCUAAUUAACGGUGGAGACAGUGAAAUUGUAGCUACGUCUCUGCUUGAAGCCAGUAAUUUGUUGGUUCUCAAGGAGUCGUCUUCUAUACAUUCAAAUGCAAAUUUAGGCGUUCAUGGACAAGGAUACUUGAAUCUUUCUGGACCAGGGAAUCUUAUUGAAGCACAACGUUUGAUACUAUCAUUGUUUUUCAGUAUCAAUGUUGGGCCCAAGUCAUUUCUUCGAGGACCUUUGGAUGAUUCAAGUGCCAAUAAUACGAGACCAGAGCUCUACUGUGAACUUUCUGAUUGCCCAGUUGAACUACUACAUCCCCCUGAAGAUUGUAAUGUGAACUCUACAUUGCCAUUCACUCUUCAGAUUUGUCGAGUUGAAGAUCUAACAGUUGAAGGCACUAUAACUGGAUCUGUUAUUCAUUUUCACUGGGUCAGAGAUAUAUUUGUUUUCCAAUCUGGUGCAAUCAGUGCUUCUGGUCUUGGUUGCACUGGUGGAGUGGGUAGAGGUAGAUUUUUUUCAAAUGGUCUUGGUGCAGGCGGUGGACAUGGUGGAAGAGGGGGGGAUGGAUAUUACAAUGGUACUUUUAUUGAUGGUGGUGUUGCAUACGGGGAUCCUGAUCUACCUUGUGAACUUGGCAGUGGUAGUGGAAAUGGUAGUCUUGCUGGUGAAACAGCAGGUGGUGGGAUUAUAGUGAUGGGGUCACUAGAGCACUCAGUAGUGAGUUUAUCUCUUAAUGGGUCCCUUACAUCUGAUGGAGAAACCUUUGGACGUGAUGUUGGAGGGCAAGGUGGUGGGAAAAUGUUAAAUAUUGGUCCAGGAGGUGGAUCUGGUGGAACAAUUCUUUUAUUCGUGCAAACGGUAUUGCUUGGUGAAUCUUCUGUCAUUUCUGCUGUUGGAGGACAAGGCAGUUCAAAUGGUGGGGGUGGCGGCGGUGGUGGGAGGGUUCAUUUUCAUUGGUCUGAUAUACCUGUUGGGGAUGCAUAUCAACCUAUAGCAAGUGCAAGAGGAAGCAUUUAUGCUGGGGGAGGCUUAGGAAGCUAUCAUGGUUCCGACGGCGAAAAUGGCACUAUCACUGGAAAGGCCUGCCCCAAAGGGCUGUAUGGUAUCUUUUGUGAGGAGUGCCCUCUUGGAACAUUUAAGAAUGACACUGGAUCUGAUAGAGCCCUGUGUACCAAGUGCCCAUCUAAUGAGCUUCCUAGUCGUGGCAUAUAUGUUACUGUUCGAGGUGGUGUUUCUGAAAGGCCUUGUCCCUACAAGUGCAUUUCCGACAGAUAUCACAUGCCACAAUGUUAUACAGCUCUAGAAGAGUUGGUGUAUGCUUUUGGAGGUCCUUGGUUAUUUGGUCUUAUUCUUAUUGGACUCCUCAUCCUUCUAGCCCUGGUGUUAAGUGUUGCACGUAUGAAGUAUGUUGGUGGGGAUGAAUUACCAGCCACGGUACCUGUACGACAAGGCUCUAGAAUAGAUUACUCCUUCCCUUUCUUGGAGUCCUUGAAUGAGGUUCUGGAAACAAAUAGGACAGAGGAAUCCAAAAGUCAUGUGCAUAGAAUGUAUUUCAUGGGCCCAAAUACUUUCAGUGAACCAUUGCACCUAUCUCAUUCGCCUCCUGAACAAGUAGCAGCAAUUGUAUAUGAAGAUGCAUUUAAUAGGUUUGUGGAUGAGAUUAAUAAUUUAGCUACUUAUCAGUGGUGGGAAGGAUCAAUCUACAGCAUUCUUUCUAUUCUUUCCUAUCCGCUUGCGUGGUCAUGGCUACAAUACUGCCAGAAAAAGAAAGUGCAAUGCCUUCGUGAGUUUGUUCGAUCUGAAUAUGAUCACUCUUGCUUGCGUUCUUGCCGUUCACGUGCUCUUUAUGAAGGCCUCAAGGUUGCUGCUACUCCUGAUUUAAUGCUUGCAUAUGUGGAUUUCUUCCUCGGUGGAGAUGAAAAGAGAGUUGAUCUUCCUCCUCGUAUUCAACAAAGAUUACCAGUCUCUGUACUUUUUGGGGGAGAUGGAAGUUACAUGGCUCCUUUCACCCUCCAUAGCGACAAUAUUCUAACUUCCCUAAUGAGUCAGUCUAUUCCGCCCACAAUAUGGUAUCGGCUUGUGGCUGGACUUAACGCUCAACUACGCUUAGUUCGUUAUGGACACCUAAAGAAGAAUUUUGGCAAUGUUAUUGGUUGGCUAGAAACACAUGCUAAUCCAACUCUAAGCGUCUAUGGUAUGCGGGUCGAUCUUGCCUGGUUUCAGCCCACAGCUUCUGGAUAUUGCCAAUUUGGUUUAUUGUUAUCUGCUUUAGAGAAUGAUAAUGUGCAGCCAUAUGCUGAAGGCCAGCGUAAAUUAUCAUUACCUGAGAGACAGUCAUGUUUGCCUAGACUUAUGAGUAGGAAGCCAUUGGACCAGUUGAAAAUCACCGAGCAGAAGAUGAUCCAGAAACGAAUAUUUGGUGGAAUUAUACAAACCAAGAGCCUAAAAGCUCUUAAAGAGAAGAAGGCUAUAUCUUACCCCCUCUCAUUCAUUAUCUACAAUACUAAACCUGUUGGCCAUCAGGAUCUUGUUGGUUUGGUAAUCUCCAUGAUACUAUUAGGCGAUUUUAGCUUGGUCUUGCUCACUUUGUUACAGAUGUAUUCUAUUUCGCUGCUCGAUUUUUUUCUGGUUUUGUUUGUCCUUCCUCUCGGUCUGCUCUCUCCUUUUCCUGCUGGGAUUAAUGCUUUAUUCAGCCAUGGACCUAGACGCUCAGCAGGUCUUGCACACGUAUAUGGUCUGUGGAACAUCACAUCCAUGAUUAAUGUUAUAGUUGCUUUCGGUUGCGGGUUAGUUAAUUAUUUAUACCAUUCGAGUAAAAAGAAUCCCAGCUUUCAUACCUGGAAUUUUAGCAUGGAUGAAAGUGAAUGGUGGAUACUUCCUGCUGGAUUAGCUCUCUGCAAAAUUAUCCAAGCGCGACUCGUUGAUUGGCACGUCGCAAAUCAGGAAAUUCAGGACUUCUCAUUGUAUAGCAAUGACCCAGAUGUGUUCUGGCAGACAUAAAAGAACAUGCAUUUAUAGGUAAAUGUGAGAAUGAUACAAACAAUAUGAUAUUGAUUUUUUUAGAAUUUGAUUUUUUUUGUGUUGAGAGAUAGUAUAGGCAUUGCAUAGGUAAAGAAACUUAUGAAGGUCCUUGUCAAAAUUUGCAUAGUUUUACUUUAUUACCCCUUGCAUAUACAAAGUUGUUGAGCUAGCAUGUGUCUACCAAUAUUCUUUCCUCUCCCCAUGUGUAUUUUUGUACAUAUAUAGUUUGACCCACUUCAAUGGUUGACAGAUUUAUCCCCAAUGUAUUACCAUAAAACCUAAUGGAUCCUUCUACCUCUUGAAUUAAUACAAGUUUAGUGUUCUAUUCCUGUCA
Molecule: messenger RNA, 5037 nt
Organism: Momordica charantia (bitter melon)
Lineage: Eukaryota; Viridiplantae; Streptophyta; Magnoliopsida; Cucurbitales; Cucurbitaceae
Source: RefSeq, a predicted model, not a curated record